UAGCAUCCACGCCUCCCCAAAUCCAAAUCGGCACUUUAUUGCCCCGUGAUUACUAUAGGAUAGGUCUUCUAAAACAUCAUCAAGUACCACGUGAUCUGAGGGCGUCCUCCUCCAUGCUGCUGGUGUGCUGAAGGAUUCCACUGAGCGCCUCUUCCACUGGAAUCUCGGGAGCCUCAGCUAACGCACAUCAAGAUGAUUCCAGGCUCCUACGGUCACGAGAGGCCGCUGAUCAUCAGGAUCUCCUUCACCACCUGUGUCCUGGGUACCGUGUGCCUACCACUGCUGGGCCUUAUCACCUGUGUCCUUAUAUCCUCGGUGUUUCACUUUGACGACUCCACCGGCACACACUGCCAUGUUCCUAACUACCUGCCGUCCAUCAGCGCCUCCAUCAAUCUGAGUCCCGAGUGCCACAUAUGGCGCUUCUGCAUCGGCCUGCACUCGGCGCCGAGGUUCCUGGUGGCGUUCACCUACUUCAAGUACUACAAGACACGCUUCGCCUCGAGGUUCCCCGAGAGCCUGCUCGCCUACUUGAGCCUGGCCUUCUCCAUUUUGGAAAACCUCGGCCUGCUGCUCCUCUCCUACGUGUCAUCCAGUGAGACGUACAUUGUCCACAAGGAAGGCUUCGUCCUCUUCAUUUUGAGCUCGCUGAUCUACAUGCUGAUAACUUGCCGCCUAUGGAAGGCCAUUAAAAAGUAUUCUUUAAACCCCGAGGUAAGCAACCUCUCCCUCUCUCUAACUGCUUAUAUUCCUAUUCCUUACGUUUGUUGUCACCUUUUUGUCUCCCAGGAUAUUAAAUCUCAUCACUGGAAAGUACGUUUCUUACUGCUCAAUGUUUGCUUCUGCGCUUUUGCCGGGUUCUUUUACGCCAAACACAACUUGUACUGCGAGUCGGGGAGCUACACGUUCUUCGCCCUGUUUGAGUAUCUCAUUGUCUUCUCCAACAUGGCCUUCCACCUCACGGCGUUUUGGGACUUUAGGAGUCGCGAGGUGAUGGUCAUUUCGUCGUCGGAAGACAAAGAGUUCUGACUAGAGACCGGCAUGAGGCCUGGUGUCAGCGACCUCCAUUUGGAGAAAGGCCUUUUUUCCACGUAUUUCCACAAUGACAUGUGCCGAUCCGAGGAUGGAUGUGAGAUGAGUGCGGAGCAGCAGAAGAUGAUAAGGUUUAAUGUCCCGCUUAAUUAAGUGCAUUAAGUGGCUUGUAAGUUUACAUGUGGACCAACCUUACAGUGUUUCAACGUGAAAGGUCAACUUUUGUACAUUGUCUCACAGUGAGUUCUUUUAUCACGCUUGGCAUUAUCAGAGAGAAAACUACAUAAAAAAAUACAUAUUUAUUGCAGACUAAAGAGUUUUGUAAUCUUUUGCAGACUUGUGUAAAUGGAUAAACAAUGGUCACAAGACGGCUGUGCAAUGUAAUGUGACCGUAUUUGUAUUUUUUCAUUUUUUUCAUUGAGACUUAAGUGGAAUCUUUACUACAGUUUUAAAUUUACAUUUUCUUUACCAAAACCAUUUUUAUAUCUAAAAACACGGAAUCAAGGAUGUUUAUUUGAUAUAAUCUAAGUUGUAGUAUCAUAUUCACAACACAGCUUUGCACACAAACACAUUAAUAAGCACAAAAUAAAAAUACAUACUAAUAAACUUAAUUUAAACUACU
This is a messenger RNA of Nerophis lumbriciformis (worm pipefish), 1651 nucleotides long. RefSeq names its product post-GPI attachment to proteins factor 2-like. Gene Ontology annotation, biological process: GPI anchor biosynthetic process. NCBI's taxonomy places the organism in Eukaryota, Metazoa, Chordata, Actinopteri, Syngnathiformes, Syngnathidae. The record is from RefSeq and is a predicted model, not a curated record. Gene Ontology annotation, cellular component: Golgi membrane; endoplasmic reticulum membrane.